AUUUUAUAGCUUAUCUAUUUUUUUGUGUAUUCAAAUUUUAAUAUCAUUCCCUGUUAAUGUGAUCCAAUAUAUAUUUUAUUUUUUUAAUGAAUUUAUUUAAAACCAUUUUUAACAAGCUUUUCAAUAAUCGGUCAUUCAAUUAUCUUAAUAGGUAUCGUGGUCAUGUGAAUAAUAAAUAUCGUCUAGAAAGUGGUUUAAUCAAUAAUGAUUCAAUAGUAGUUUCUGGCUCUGAAGAUGCUAAUCUGGUUUGCUGGGAUCUCAUUCAGAAAAAAGUUGUUCAAAGAGUGUAUCAUGCGAAUCAUCGAGUUGUCCAUUCAUUAAGUUGUCAUCCAUCAAAAAAUGAGAUUUUAACAUCAGCUGAAGGAUCUAUCCAUUUAUGGGAAUUCAUUGAACCAGAGGCAUCUUGAAGUACUAAAUGAGAAGACGAGUGUUUCAAUACAAAAUGCUGACAAAAACAAGAGCGUUAUAUUAAAAUAAUGUAAAAAAUGCAUAAAUGUUUUACCCAAUUUAUUUGUGUAAUAAUGAUGAAAAUAUAAUAUUCAAUUUCAUUGAUAUUGGAUUUA
Tetranychus urticae (two-spotted spider mite) is the source of this 563-nucleotide messenger RNA. Lineage: Eukaryota; Metazoa; Arthropoda; Arachnida; Trombidiformes; Tetranychidae. The record is from RefSeq and is a predicted model, not a curated record.